UGUACAAAUACACUCUCUCGCUCAACUUCAGAAUACAGUUCGAUUCAUUCGUCUUCUAAGCUCCAGACCUCUAAUAUCAUAUACUAUUUUGAAAGAGGAUGGUUAAAUCAGUUACCUCAGAUGCGAUUUCGAUAUUGCUUGCAAAUCCCUCUCCAGAUUCUUCAUCGGAGCUUCCUGAGAUCGUCGUCCAAGUUCUGGAUCUCAAGCAAAGCGGUAAUAGAUUCAUGUUCACUGCUAACGAUGGGAAGAUGAAGUUAAGGGCAAUUCUUCCUUCUAAUCAGAAUUCCCAGGUCAUUUCGGGAAAUAUUCAGAGCCUGGGUCUUAUCCGGAUAGAUGAUUAUACUCUCAAUGAUAUCCCAAACAAGUCAGAGAAAUAUCUUAUUGUCACAAAAUGUGAAUCGGUCUCUCCUGCACUUGAAAUGGAAAUUAAAACAGAAGUCAAGAGCGAGUGCCCCGUUACGCUUUUGAAUCCAAAGCAAGAGGGUGAAAUCAAAAGCGAGGUGAAAAGCGAAGGUGCUGGCAUUAUUUUGAGACCAAAGCAAGAAACAGUGUCCAAAUCUGCCGCUCAGAUUGUUCACGAACAACAUACAAACAUUGCCCCUACUGCACGGAUGGCCAUGACACGCAGGGUGCGCCCUCUUGUUUCCUUAAAUCCUUAUCAGGGUAAUUGGACGAUAAAGGUUCGUGUAACAAGCAAAGGCAACAUGCGUUCCUACAAGAAUGCAAGAGGGGAAGGUUGUGUCUUCAACGUGGAAUUGACAGAUGAAGAUGGAACCCAAAUUCAAGCAACAAUGUUUAAUGAGGCUGCCAGGAAAUUUUAUGACAGAUUUGCGCUUGGGAAGGUUUAUUACAUUUCCAAGGGAACUUUAAAGGUUGCUAACAAACAGUUCAAAACCGUCCAAAAUGAUUAUGAGAUGACAUUGAAUGAGAACUCUGAGGUGGAAGAGGCCGCCAAUGAAGAAAGUUUUGUACCAGAAACAAAAUUUAACUUUGUCCUGAUUGAUCAGCUGGGUCCUUUUGUCAACAGGAGUGACCUUGUUGAUGUCAUAGGAAUUGUUCAAAAUGUGUCUUCCACCAUGAGCAUUCGAAGGAAGAGUAACAACGAGAGUAUUUCAAAGCGUGAUAUUACCAUUGCUGAUGAAACAAAGAAGACAGUGGUAGUGUCUUUGUGGAGUGAACUUGCAACUAAUAUAGGGCAAGAAUUACUGGAUACUGCUGAUAAAUCUCCAGUAGUUGCAAUCAAGUCCCUCAGGGUUGGGGAUUUUCAGGGCAUUUCCUUGUCAACUAUAAGCAAAAGUGUAGUUCUGAUAAAUCCUGAUAUACCUGAAGCAAACAAGCUUAGAUGCUGGUACGAGUCUGAAGGUAAAGAUGCUCCAAUGGCUUCCAUUGGCUCGGGCGCAUCUGCAACCAAAAAUGGAAUUAGAUCAGUGUACUCUGACCGUAUUUCACUAGCUCAAAUAACCUCGAAUAAAUCCUUGGGGGAGGAAAAGCCUGCCCUUUUCAGUGUCAGGGCACAUAUAAGCUCUAUUAGGCCUGAUCAGACAAUGUGGUAUAGGGCUUGUACAACAUGCAACAAGAAAGCCACUGAAGCCAUUGGGUCUGGUUAUUGGUGUGAAGGCUGCCAGAAAAAUGUAGAAAGCACUUUAAGGUAUAUUUUGGUUGCACGAGUUUCUGAUGCUAGUGGUGAAGCUUAUGUCUCAAUGUUCAAUAAUGAAGCUGAGGCAAUUGUUGGUUGUUCUGCUAAUGAGCUAGAUAGCCUAAAAUCACAGGAGGGAGAAGAUAAUCCAUAUCAAAUGAAAUUGAAACGAGCGACUUGGACCCCUCAUCUGUUCCGGGUUAGUGUUUCUCAGAACGAGUAUAUGAACGAGAAGAGGCAGAGGAUAACCGUCCGAGCAGUUGCUCCUGUUGAUUAUGCUGCAGAGUCAAGGAUUCUCCUGGAAGAGAUUUCAAAGAUGAGCGCUUCAUAAUAAAAUUGGUAGGCUUAUGUAGAGUUUAGGUCUUUCGGUUCACAGCUCUAGGUUCUGGAUUUUAGAUUUUUUGGGACCAAUAGCUCUAGGUUCUUGUUAUUGGCUCUAAUUAUUAAUGUAUAUAUAAAUUCGUAAUUUAACUUUCAUACUCUAUGCUGGCAGUCUUUUGUCUUUACUACAUCUCUGGAUGAGCAGAAUAUAUUGGAGCAGUCUUUUAAAAAGAGUGCAA
This is a messenger RNA of Prosopis cineraria, 2196 nucleotides long. Its product is annotated as replication protein A 70 kDa DNA-binding subunit B-like. NCBI's taxonomy places the organism in Eukaryota, Viridiplantae, Streptophyta, Magnoliopsida, Fabales, Fabaceae. The record is from RefSeq and is a predicted model, not a curated record. Bases 99 to 1967 code for a protein of 622 amino acids. Gene Ontology annotation, biological process: telomere maintenance via telomerase; DNA replication; double-strand break repair via homologous recombination. The transcript has 12 exons. Gene Ontology annotation, molecular function: damaged DNA binding; single-stranded telomeric DNA binding. Gene Ontology annotation, cellular component: nucleus; DNA replication factor A complex.